AUGAUUGACGAUACAUUAACAACGGCAACAACAGUUGUUAGUUAUAAUCGACGUUUAUCUAUUGUAACUAUUUCUUUAGCAUCAAUGGCUUUUCUAUUGGUUAUGACAUCAGUAGCCGCUUUUAUUUAUAUUACUCGGAAAGAAAAAAUUCUUCGUAAACUUCAUCUUAUAUCAGUACUAAUUAUUAUACUUGUCGAAAUUGUUGUAUUAAUUGCUGUUAUCAUAUGUUGUAUGACACAAUCGAGAAGCACAUUAGGUCAACUUCUGGCCGCUCUUCUGAUUCUUCUUUCUCUUUUUGCUCUUAUGACAUUGAUCUAUUUUUUACUUGAAGAUAUUAUAAAAGAAAGAGUUGAACCAAAUUCACAUCAUUUCAGUCCAUAUAAAUCCUAUGAAGUACAAGAAAUCAAAUCUAUUAGUCGACAUGAUUCACCCAUACCAAUUUCGGCUGAUGAUACAGCAAUACCAAUUUUUACACCACCUUUACUUAAACCAUUUCCUCGCAUACCAACACCACCUGCUACAACUAUUUCUCCAACACUAGAAAAACCAAUAACUCCAUCAGAAGAAAAAUCAGUAACACCAUCAAUAGAAAAAAUUAUUACUCCACCACUACAUAUACAAAAUAUUUUUUCAUUUCCACAAGCAUCACCUUAUGUUGUCGAUUUUGAUAAAAUUCGUCGAGAUUUAUUAGCAGCUAUUGAAGAACGAACAAUUCCAGCACUUGAAGAAGCUAUUCAACAAGUAAAAGAUCAUAAUUAUUUUCAACAAUUAAAAUAUGAAUGUGAACGAGCUUUAGAAUUAUUAAAUCGUUUAAUGAAAAUUGAACAUAUGAAAAUUAGAGUACUUCGUCUUAAUCAAGCAACAAUAGCUGAAUUACAUAGUUAUACUAAACCACCGGAUGAAGUGUCAACAGUAAUGCGUGCUACGUUUUUACUUCUUGGACAUUCAGAAAAAGAAAUACAAGAAUGGACACAAAUUCAAAAUUUAUUAGGUCGUCUAGGAAAAGAAAGUGUACGUCGUCGAUGUUAUGAACUCAAUCCUCUUCGUAUUACAGUUGAUAAAGCACAUGAAGCAAAAGAUAUAUUAAGAAAUUAUGAUUUAAUACGUGUUAGUGAAAUUUCUGUUGGUUUAGCAGCUUUUUUUAGUUGGGCAGUAACAAUGAUUGAAGAACGAGAAAAAUUAUUAGAAUCACAACGAACAAUUCUACGAUGA
This is a messenger RNA of Rotaria sordida, 1212 nucleotides long. NCBI's taxonomy places the organism in Eukaryota, Metazoa, Rotifera, Eurotatoria, Philodinida, Philodinidae. The record is from the annotation of a GenBank genome assembly.